Molecule: messenger RNA, 7003 nt
Organism: Colius striatus (speckled mousebird)
Lineage: Eukaryota; Metazoa; Chordata; Aves; Coliiformes; Coliidae
Gene: SAMD8
Product: sterile alpha motif domain containing 8
Exons: 7
Coding region: 268-1554 (428 amino acids)
Biological process (GO): ceramide biosynthetic process
Cellular component (GO): endoplasmic reticulum membrane; Golgi membrane
Molecular function (GO): protein binding; ceramide cholinephosphotransferase activity; sphingomyelin synthase activity
Source: RefSeq, a predicted model, not a curated record
UGAUGGGGCGGUGGCGGUGGCCGCCGCCGCCACCGCCGGAGAGAGGGAGGAGGCGCGGGAGCCGCCGCCACCGCCGUCAGCCCGGGGCUGGCCGCUGCCGUACGGCCACUUAAACGCCGCAGAGUUCCCUCCUGCAGCUGGACACAGUGUCCAUGCCACCUCCACAGAGCAGCUGGUAGUGCUGUGCUCUGGAGUGGCAAGAGCUCAGCGAGACAUUUCCAGGCGUUUCAGUGCCCCGUAUCUUUGUUCGGGGAUGCCUCUUGCUGGAUGUCAGAGGACGAUUGUAUUGGUGGACAGAGAAGGAUGAUGGCAGGCAAUAACCAGCUUUGCAUCCGACGUUGGACUACCAAGAACGUGGCCAAGUGGCUGAAGGAAGAAGGCUUCUGUGAAUACGUGGAUGUCUUGUGCAACAGGCACAGGCUGGAUGGGAUCACGCUGCUGACGCUUACCGAGUACGACUUACGAUCCCCUCCUUUGGAAAUCAGAGUCCUGGGGGAUAUCAAAAGGCUGAUGUUGUCCAUCCGCAAACUACAGAAGCAACACGUCGAUGUCCUGGAGGAGCUGGGAUACAGCAGCGACAGCCACGUUGGCGCCGUGUGCCCGAGCGUUGCUUCCCUGCAGGGCACAGACUGGUUUUGUAAUGGUGAGGUACCUCGGGACUAUGAUGGACCCAUUCCUGACGUGAAUGGUGAUCAGUAUCAAUACGCCAACGGCAAGAACAAACACUCCACGCGGAGGCUGGACCCGGAGUACUGGAAGACGGUUUUAAGUUGUGUGUAUGUGUUCAUAGUGUUUGGCUUUACGUCCUUCGUGAUGGUGAUAGUGCACGAGCGAGUACCUGACAUGCAAACUUACCCACCUCUACCAGACAUAUUUCUAGAUAGUGUCCCUAGGAUACCGUGGGCUUUUGCCAUGACUGAAGUAUGUGGUGUAAUUCUUUGCUACAUCUGGCUGUUGGUUCUUCUGCUUCAUAAGCACAGAUCCAUACUCCUGCGAAGGCUGUGCAGCCUCAUGGGAACAGUAUUCUUACUACGUUGCAUUACAAUGUUUGUUACCUCACUCUCUGUGCCAGGACAGCACUUGCAGUGUACUGGAAAGUUGUAUGGCAACGUCUGGGCGAAACUGCAGCGGGCAUUUGCAAUAUGGAGUGGCUUUGGAAUGACUCUGACUGGAGUACAUACGUGUGGAGAUUACAUGUUCAGUGGCCACACUGUCGUCCUGACCAUGCUCAACUUCUUUGUCACAGAGUAUACGCCAAGGAGCUGGAACUUCUUGCACACCUUGUCCUGGGUCCUGAAUCUCUUUGGAAUCUUCUUCAUUUUGGCUGCACACGAACAUUAUUCUAUAGAUGUCUUCAUUGCCUUUUACAUCACUACAAGACUCUUUUUGUAUUACCACACGCUGGCUAACACUAGAGCAUAUCAUCAGAGUAGGAGAGCAAGGAUCUGGUUUCCCAUGUUUUCUUUUUUUGAAUGCAAUGUUAAUGGUACUGUUCCCAAUGAGUAUUGUUGGCCUUUUUCAAAACCUACUAUCCUGAAAAGAUUGAUUGGCUGAAGAGUGUGGGAGUCAAUUGAGAUCUUUAUAAAGUGUGAUGACUGAGAUCCUACAAGGCUAGAUGAGGGGAGACGUGAAGUAACGCUUUUCACUCCAUGACCUCCUCCUUCUUGUCUUGUUUCCUAGGUUCUUAGCCAUAAAAUGGGGUUCCCGUACUUCACAGGCACGUGUGUUUGUUUUCUUGUUGCUGAAAUAGAAAAUGAUGCAGGUAAAGGCUAUCAGUGACCCAUGAAUAUACACCAGAAUACUCUUACCCCUAGUGAGGUUCUGUGUGGAUGUUUAUGUAAGUUUAACCUCAAAUACGUGCUUGUGUGGAACACGAAACACCCUUUACAGGUCCAAAUAAUCCCUGUUACCUGACAUGCCAGCCUUUACAUACACUGACUACAAAUUUGGGACUUUAUGAAGACUUUCUUUUAAAACAGUCAUAAAUGUAAUUGUCUAACACAAACUCUGUGUGUACUUAAAGACUGAGGAGUACUGUGUCAUAAUGAAGAAAGCAGCAUAGUUCUUGCUAAAAGGGUGUCUUAACUGCUAAAUAACAAGUCUUAAGUAUAAAUGGCAGUAUAAAUGGUCUGUGUACAGGUUGCCAAAAAUGGAAGUCUGCCUUGUGGCUAUGCAUUGAUGAUGGUUUUUUUUAAUGACAGCUUAUUUAGCCUAGUCUAUCAGUUGUCCAUGUGGUUGUUCUAGCACUUGGAAGUUUUCCCUUUUGUGUUUAAAUAAAUAAGUUGAAGUAAGUGCUACAUCCACUGAAAGUAAAAUUCAUUUAGCUAUGGUGAGUUAAAAGCUACGAAAUAACUUCUGUGUGGGUUUAAUUGCUUUGUACCCAAAGCUGUGCAUGCUUUUUAGGAGCAGCUCUUUAACACUGGGAAAACAGAACAGUUAUCUUCAUGUAUCUUACUGACCCAUAAAUGGAUGGGGACAAUGCAUGUAGUAACUCUUUCAGGAAAAGUAAUAAUAGUGAGUGUUGGAAAUAGUGCUCAUAUUGCUGUAUGUUUUAGCACUCUGGUGUCAACAAUAUGGUGAAUAUCUCUGGAUAUAGAUACACAGUAUAUUUGUAUAGAUGUAAACACACGUGGCAUGUGUUCUUCUAACAAGUAUGAAAAGAGACUAGUUCUCCAUUUAAGUUGCUCAUUUGCUACACUGAAAGAUAAAAGCACUGUAAGCAGUUGAGUUUUGGUUGCUUAAAAAACCCCACCACAACAAAACACCCUCAAACACCCCAAACCAACACUCCCAGGCUCAUAAUGUAUAAGCAUCGUGCAGGAGAUGCAGCGGUUUGUAAGGGGACUGUGCUAGUGUCAUCUGUACAGACAUGAAGUUAGAUUUAUGCUGCAGGAGAGCUGAUAGGUAAAAGGUACAAGUCCUAAAAAUAGGAUAGGGCUUUUAAUUUGGUGGUUGAAUGUAGGUGCUACGUGAAAAAGGUGGUGUAAAUCAGCCUUGGAGAGUUACACAAAGCAUUUCCAGCUUGCUACAAGCUGACUUCACGGCCACAGUGGACUUUGGUUUGCAUGGAGAAGAAUCCCUUUGGAAUUUUGCAAGACAGUUUUGUGUUUGGAGGCUUGUGACCUACAAUGGGCUGCUCCUCCAGUCUUGUGUUCCUUUUCUAAGCCCAGGUUGGAGCUUGGCUAUUUUCACUCUUCGUAGGAUAUUACUUUUGUAACUUAAUUUAGCUCCUAUCCCACAAGGGAAUUGUGCAUCUGGGAGUGUCCCUGCCAGCUGCUUUGAGCACACAUGCACUCUACUAUUAGGCAGACUUUUGUAUUUGUAACAUUCCAGGGUUUUUAGCAGAAUGGCAGGUUAAUGCUGUAUUGCUCAAUCUGGUGUAGCCUAAUGGCUCUUGCCAUCCAAACUGGGGGAGUAUGCUUACACCUAAGGAGAAGAACAAAGGAGAAAACAUUCUGAAAGGUUUGAUGUCUUCUCAUUUGUUGUUCUUACCUUUCUGAUUCCAGGAGGGCAGUUUGAACAUUCCUCUCGAGACUUUCUAAUCAAAGAGCUCAGUCUGUUCAUCUAUACUUGCCUUUGCAAUGCACACACAAUUAUGAAUGCUGUUGUUUUUUUAAACUCUAGGAAACAUCUGCUGUCAGUGUGCAGGACUGGCCUCUGACACGAGGAGAGGUGUGCAGUUCAACCUGCGCAGCCCUGGGUUCCGACAAGGGCCGUGGCAGUGCCAACUGGCAUAGCCGUGUCUAAGCUGAAGCAUUAUUUUGCAGCUGUAACUAUUGUUUACAUAAAGUCAACAUAUCAUUUCAAUGCUAUUGUUUUAAGAAAAAUGAAUUCCAUACACUUUGAAACAUAAGGCUUCUCUCUUUGUUCUCAUUUUUGCAAAUCCCUUUCGGUAAAUCUGUUCUAAAUCAGCAUUGCCCAUCAGCACUUUUUAAAGGAAACUUGCUCUUCUGUGCUGUUUCCCUUGAUGCUAGGUAUCUGAAUCCAAGAUAAGUAAUAGAAAGAAGCUGAUCUUGUGAGCACUGAAGUGGAUGAAGACGUUUCCAGGAUAAUUGUCCUACUUUGGAAGUUUGUUUUGUCUGUCUGAAUAUGCAAGAGGAAGGUUUGAAGUUGAUAGAAGACAGAAAAAAGUGGAUCUUAGGUGCAAAAGAGCGCAGGUCAGUCUGUGAAGUUGGUAGUGUUAGGCUUUGUUGUUAAUUAGAUGGGAACAAGUUGCUGACAGGCUUAAAACUCUGUACCUCUUUUUCAAUCAAGAGUCAGUGUUUUAAAAGCUGCCUCUCUGCUGCUGACAAGCAUUUUAAGUAAAGGCCACAGAGAAUCAUUGGGCCUCGGAUUGCGUGCUGAGCGUGUUCAAGGUUGUCCUUCUCCCUUAUGUUCACACACCCCUCUUUUUGCUAUCCUUUAACUUGCUGCACCUAUUGUCCAGUCGUCUCCUGUGGGAGCCCACAACAUGAUCUGACUUAGGGGAGUGACCUAAUUAUUGUGUCGUGGCAACAAGUGCAAGUCUGAUACUACAGAGUGCACAAGCUGAUCAAGUAGAAGAGUUUGUAUAGCUGGAUAUACAAAAGGAGGAGAGGGUCAAGUUUUUGGGUUGCUUAGCAAAUAUUUGAGACCUGACAACAGCCAUGAGCUCUCCUUUACUGUUGCCAUCAGUCUGGGGAUAUGUGUGCACAUACCUGCAAAUGACAGACACGUAGGUGCUACCCACCUCCCUUUUUUUGGUCAUUGUUGUCGUACCUUAUGACACAGCUUCUUACACCAGCUUUCCUAACCUUUUUGCAUUGAUUUUUUUGCUUUCUGGAAGAUCCCUAGGGGUUUAAUGACAUUAUACCUGCAUUCAGAAAUACAGGUAGAAGUUUUCUAGCAAGUUUUGGUUAUACUGACAGAAGCUUAUGGAAGGAUCUUUAAACAAGCUUCCUGCGACUCUUUUUGAAUCAUGACAUAGAAGCUUUCAGCUAUGCUUAUUAUCCUCAUGUCAUCUGUCAAAACAAGGUAACACUUAUGCAAAAUGUUGGUACAGAGAUGUAGCAUUUAAAUGUCCCAGACUGGGAAGAAUUGGAUCCUCUAAGUAAACUGCUUCUGAUGAAGCACAUGAUGUGCUUAACUUUAAGCAAAUCACUAACUUCAGUGAGGGUUGCCACCGUUUUAGUUUAAGCAUUUUUUAGGUAAGCCAAGCUGCUACAGUAAUGAUAAUGUCACUUUUUGGUUUUCCCUGAUGUGCCCCCCACACCCCCAUCUGCUAAAGAAGAAAACAAUCCAGUAGAAUUCCAAAUAAAUUACUAAUUAAGUGGGUACUGAGAGAAUCUGAAAGAAAACAGUGCAUCAAAAUAAUACUUUGAGAGCUGCUUAAAGAAUCAGUUUUUGAACAAAGACCAAAAAGGUUUUUUGUUGUAAACAUGUUAAGUAAGGUUAUUUAAAGCAUUGAAACCCUUCAGUGAGAAUAAAAGCACAGGUUCUUAGCAUUUUCAUUUCUGUAUGGCUGUCUCAUGUAGUGCCAAAAAGAGUGUCGAAGGGGAAGAGGGAAAGGUUCGACUCGGCCAUCAGUGCAAGUCUUUUGCAGCCGUUGAUAUCUCCUUGGGGUUUUUUAAGCAGUGAAUGCUACACUUGUUCAUUACUGUUUUUUGAUAUACAGAAGCCCAGUAGGUUUUCAAGCACCAAAACUAUUGUGGAGCUGAGUCUUAAUCAUGAAAAAUAAGCAUUUAAAGAAAUAGUAGAUGUCUUAGGGAUUAAAAACAGACACUUGGUUUUGUGGACCUGUAGUGUACCACAGUAACCUGUAACAACUGUGAUAGUUGUUCAUCCUGUGUAGUUUCCACUGACAACUUGGGGAGAGUUUGCAGUAAUUUACAGACAAUAUUGAUUUUUCUGGGGUUUUUUUUUUUACUAAUCUGGGAUGCUUUUAUAGGAACUUGACCUGUAAGUACAAGUGAACCUCAUAGUCUUGUCAAGGUGGAGGUGUAUUUGGCAGAAGUCGUAGCAGUGAGCCGCUUCACCCUCAGAAUUGGUUUGUGCCCCUGGAGUUCAUCAGUCAAGUGUUAAUUGAUAGACCACUGAUGAUUUGUACAUCAUUUUGAUUGUCACUGUUCUAAUUAAAACAGUGUUUCUGAGGAACAAAAGGCCUUUGGAGUGAACCUACCGGCGUUUUGUUUGUUAGAUGAAGAUAAGAACCCAACCUCCCCUCACGACCUGUUGAACACUAUAGUACUGUGAACACUGACCUUUCCUGUAGCAGUGUGCUGCAUACUUAUAUUUGUAUCUUAAGCAAUUCCCAGUGAGUGAUAUGUACAGAAUUCAGUGACAUGCACGUUUUUGAAGCCAGUUUGCAAUAGGGACUUUAGAACUUGAGAUAAUUGUGGAGCACCAUAACCUGACCCUUUAGCCCAGCAACUGUGUAGUUAGAAAGACUGUAACUUAGUUUUGCUAUUUCAGUACAGUUUUGUCAAGUGUCAGAAUCCACCAACGGUGUUGGAUGUGGAACUUGGCUGUAGAAACGUGGCUUUUCCCACUGAAGAGUCACUCCAGUUUUGCUCUGACAGAGAAAUUAGUGCUCUCUCAUGGCUAGAAGGUAUGCCAGUGAAGCUUCAAGUGAGUACUGUAAAUAAGUAAAUAUUGUUUUGAUUCUAAACUCAGAUUGAAUUAAUAUAUUGUUUUCUAUCUUUGUUGUAUUAAAACAUAUUUAAAAGUACUAAAAUAAAAUAUUUGAAAGCUGACAGGUGUUUGAUUUCUUUUCCCUGUAAACUGGUGGCUCUUCAGCUCUGUUUGAGUUGGGACUAUACAAACAUACCUGAUUCACCUAUGCUUCAGGUGGUUUUGCUGGUGUGGAAAUGCAUGCUGCAUGAGGCAUGUAGCCUGGUGGUUUUGCCAGUUGUACAUUGCUUUGUCAAAUCACUUAAAUGUUUUUGUUUUUAAAAGGUUGGAAAAUGUGUUGCAUCUUGUGAGAUCUCAGUGAAGUGUGACGAGGGCUUUCUGAAGUUCUUCAGCUGGAGUGACUAUAAUGUCUGUA